Cucurbita moschata (crookneck pumpkin) is the source of this 686-nucleotide messenger RNA. Its product is annotated as pathogenesis-related protein 1C-like. Gene Ontology annotation, cellular component: extracellular region. The transcript has a single exon. Lineage: Eukaryota; Viridiplantae; Streptophyta; Magnoliopsida; Cucurbitales; Cucurbitaceae. Bases 108 to 659 code for a protein of 183 amino acids. The record is from RefSeq and is a predicted model, not a curated record.
CAAUAAAGCAGUCCGUGACCUUCCCUUUUUACCCAACAUGAUUCCACCGAAUCCUUCCAAGAAAACCCCACCGUUUCCUCCUACUCUCUCCUCGUCACCACCAACUCAUGGCGCCGUCCCACGUCCUCUCCGCCGUCGUCGCCGCCAGCUCCCUCUCUCUCCUCUUCCUCGCCGCCACCGUCGAAACACUGACGCUCCCCGUCGCUACAAACGCACUCGCUCCAUUUCUAACAAACCGACGCCGAACCUACAGAGAAGAAUUCCUUGAAAUGCACAACAAAUAUCGAGGGAUGGUUAAUCUUCCGCCGUUAACUUGGGACAGGAAUCUCACGCGAUAUGCGCGGCGAUGGGGCGCCAAACGCGCCGUCGACUGUAAAAUUGUCCAUUCGUUCGGUCCGUACGGCGAGAAUAUGUUUUGGGGGAGAUUGGACCACUGGACGCCGUCCAAGGUGGUGGAGUCAUGGGGCGAAGAGGGCCAACAUUAUCAUAUGAACAAUAAUCAAUGUGACGCCGGCCAAAUGUGCGGCCAUUACACGCAGAUUAUUUGGAAGGAAACGCUCCGGUUGGGCUGUGCCAGAAUUAGGUGCCUUAACGGAGAGUUUCUCGUGAUCUGUGAGUAUGAUCCGCCGGGAAAUUACGUCAGUGAGAAACCGAUUUGAUUUUCCCGGCGAAAAUUGUCGACCAGC